Molecule: messenger RNA, 2499 nt
Organism: Diversispora eburnea
Lineage: Eukaryota; Fungi; Glomeromycota; Glomeromycetes; Diversisporales; Diversisporaceae
Source: the annotation of a GenBank genome assembly
AUGGUGAAGGAUGGACAAGGAGGAAUUCUUUCAGGAGUAAAUCCUGCAAGUUAUAGCGAAUCAAAUCCAAUUGUAUUAUUCAUAAUACAAGUAAUUCUAAUUAUAGUAGUCACGCGGGCCAUUCAUUAUUUGUUAAUUUGGUUCCGUCAACCGCGUGUUAUUUCCGAAGUGGUUGGGGGUAUUAUACUCGGACCUUCAGUAUUAGGAAGAAUACCUGGAUUUAAGGAUCAUAUAUUUCCCAAAGAAUCCUUGACUAAUUUAAAUUUAUUAGCAACUUUGGGUUUAAUUCUAUUCUUAUUUAUUGUUGGGGUAGAAUUAAAUCCCAAAUUGUUAUUAAAAAAUGCAAGAAUGGCAGUAACAAUAUCGGCUGCUGGUAUCGCUUUACCAUUUACUCUUGGAAUCGGUGUCGGAUAUGGAUUAUAUAAAUUGAUGAAUAAUGAUAGCGCUUUUCCAGUGCUUGCACGAAUUUUGUCCGAACUCCAAUUACUACGAACACCCGUAGGAAUUACUGCACUUACUGCUGGUGUUGGAGACGAUAUAUGUGCUUGGGUAUUACUCGCGUUGGUGGUUUCUAUCAUCAAUUCAACUAACAGCCUUAAUGCUUUAUAUAUAUUUUUAAUGGCAAUAGGUUGGAUUUUAAUAGUUGUAAUUGCUAUACGUCCAAUUUUAUUAAAACUUGUCAUUAAAACUGGCAGUGAAAAUGGCCCUUCUUUAUCAAUGAUGGCUAUUACAUUAGUUUUUGUAUUAAUUUCUGCUUUUGUCACUGAUGUUAUUGGAGUUCAUUCUAUAUUUGGUGGAUUCAUAAUGGGUGUGAUUAUACCACAUGAAGGAGGAUUUGCCUUAGGAAUGACUGAAAAAAUUGAAGAUAUUGUAAAUGUUUUGUUUUUACCAAUUUAUUUUACGUUAUCAGGAUUAAAAACCCAAAUCGGUCUAUUAAAUGAUGCCAGAUCUUGGGGUUGGGUAUUCGUGGUACUUAUUGUAGCUAUUAUUGGAAAAGUAUCCGGUUGUACUAUAGCUGCAAGACUUAAUAAAUUAACUUGGAGAGAAUCUUUUACUAUUGGUUUUUUUAUGAGUUGUAAAGGUCUUGUGGAACUCAUCGUUCUUAAUAUUGGACUGGAUGCUGGCAUUAUCGAUCAAAAGAUUUUUGUGAUUAUGGUUAUCAUAAAAAUGGAAAUUGUUCGUUCUAGAAAGAAGAAAGAAAAAAGGGAGAGUGAAGUGAUACCCUCUACUGAUCUAAAUAAACCUGAUGGUGGAAUUUCUACCUCAUUUGAUAAUAGAAAUAUGUUAGUGGUAUUGAAUAAAGUUGAAUAUCUCCCAGCAAUGAUGACUCUUGUACAAUUAUUACAACCUCCCGUUUCUUCAGUUCCGGAAUCUUCUGAAAAAAAAGAUAAAGUAGUUCCAAGAUCAAAUCCUUUGACUGUAAAUGUUUUACGACUUAUUGAAUUAACACAACGUAUCUCUGCUGUGAUGAAAUUUCACGAAACUGAAGAAACAACAUUACAUGAUCCGAUUAUGAAUAUUUUCCGUUCAUUUGGACAAUUAAAUUUAAUUAAGGUUAAAGCUAAUCUUGCUGUAUCACCUUUACAUGAAUUUCAUCAGCAAGUCUUAGAAAAGGCUGAAGAUACUGAAAGUAAUUUGGUGAUUAUACCGUGGGGUGGAGCUGGUGCUUUAAUUGAUGAUCCUUCAAAUCCUUUAGAAGAAGUUCUCGGACCAAGACAAAAGAAAGAAACAAGUCCCCAAGUUGCUAAUUUUAUUCAAGAUUCAUUUCAUUAUAUAACAAAAAUGGCAAAUGUGGCUGUGUUGGUUGAUCGUGGUCUUGGUAUUGUAGCAGAAGAUAAUGCCAUGAAUCAUAAAGCUUUUCGUGUAUUUUUACCAUUCUUUGGUGGUGUAGAUGAUCGAGAAGCAUUAUCAUUCGUUUUACGUUUAUUAGAACAUCCUAAUGUAACAAUUUAUGUGUUAAGAUUAACAAAAUCAUCAAAACCGACUUCCAAUGAUGUAACAAUGACAAAUUCCACAUCAAAGGAUCAAAUCGAACAUACCUCUUCAAAUAGUGAAAGGAUACAGCGACCUCCACUUACACACAAAAUGUCAACAGCAUCCGGACAUGUACUUCGUUCGAAAGUUGAACGACAAGCAUCAGACGAUGCCGAUGAUGCUAUAUUAAAACAAUACUUAAAAAAUCAUAAUGUGAUUUCAUCAAAUGAACGUAUAUCAUAUGUUGAAGUUAGUUCUGCGACACCUUUACAAACUGCAGUUGAGCGUGGUAAAGAAAUAGUUGGUAGCAAGGAUUUAGUAGUAAUGGGACGUGGACGACAAGCUGCGAAUUUGAAUCACAGAGAGGAAUUUUUAGAAAUAGUUAAAAAUUUGGGAUCAUUUGGUAAUGAUACUCGAAAAUCAUUGGGUGAUGUUGCAGAAUCAUUUUUAGUUGGAGGAGUUACUUCUAGUAUUUUAGUUGUUCAAGCCAAAAGGUUUCUUGACGAAAGUCUAGAUGAUGUUUAA